Hippocampus zosterae (dwarf seahorse) is the source of this 1631-nucleotide messenger RNA. RefSeq lists its product as uncharacterized. The record is from RefSeq and is a predicted model, not a curated record. Lineage: Eukaryota; Metazoa; Chordata; Actinopteri; Syngnathiformes; Syngnathidae. The transcript is spliced from 4 exons. The coding region runs from base 116 to 880 and encodes 254 amino acids.
GGGAGGAGGGAGGCCGAGGAGAGCGCAGGCGAGGAGGCCGCUCCCUAGUUGCCGCGAGAGCGAGCCAGCGAGCGAGCGUGUGUUCGUAGCGGAGCCAACUCGGAGCACCCAACUCAUGGCGGCGGCAGCGGCGGCGGCGGCGGCGGCGGGGGGGUCCAAGUCCGGCGGCAUGGGCGCCGGCACCAAGGUGGCGCUGCUGGCGCUGGCCCUGUGGUCCCUGGUCUCCCUGGUGGUCAUCGUGGUGUGGUCCACGUCCCCGGACCUGAAGAGCUCGGCCCGCUGCCGCCAGGACCUGCGGCAGAGCCACGAGAAGAUCCUGGGCGCCGAGGCGCUGUGGGCGCGAGACAAGGACGAGCUGGAGCGCCGACUGGCCGCGGCGCACGAGCGACUCCGGUGGCGCGAGGCCGAGCUCCGGCUGCUCGACGACCGCCUGCGACUCGCCAACCGGACCCUGGACGCCUGCGGCGCGCGCGAGGCGGUCCUUCUGGCCAACGUCAGCGUGCUGCAGGAGGAGGCGGCGCUUCUGAGGCAAACGCAGCUCAACUUGACCGAUCGACUGCAACGCGAAGAAGAGCACGCGGAGGCGCUGCGGCACAACCUGACCCAGAGCCACCACGGCGCGGCGGCUUGCUCCAGCCUGAAGGCGGCCGCCGACAGCCUGGCCGCCGCCGCGCAGACUCAAACCCGCGCCUGCGAUGCCGACCGCCACUUUCUGCGCAAACAGCUGGUCAAGUGUCAAGAGGCGGCAUCGGAAGGCCCGCCCCCUCCAGAGACGCACCAGAACCCGGCGCGGCCGGAGUCCCGGUCCCGGUCCGGGCGGCUGUCGCCGGUGCCCGCCGUCGUCGCCUUGGCGUUCGCUGCCCGACUCCUGGUCACCUGAGUGAGUGACGCCCCUGCCUGCCCACUUGUGCCACGACGAUGUCAUCGCUGCGCGAACCUCUCCCUAAACACCGCCCUUUGUGUGUGUGUGUGUGUGUGUGUGGGCGGGGGGGACCUGAUGAAGGACGUCACACUAUGGUUUGAGAAGGGGCGGAGCCUGGAGGGACGAUCAGACUGCUGUACAAAAACACACGCGCACACAAACACACGCACACGCAUACACGCGCGCGCGCGCAUACACUCACGCACACACUGCCGUGUUUGAUCAACUGCGUACACGUUGCUGCCGGCAGAGGUCGCCAUUUAGUAGCCAAAAGACAACGUAAAAGCUGACGCGCCAGUUAGUCGGAUGGGUCAUCGAAAAUGCACAACACCGAAAAUGCAUUGGGAGGAAACAACUCGCUUGCUUUGCGUUUCUCAUUUCUAUUUCUUUCAAAGUCAAUUCUUAUGUCGCUCCCGGACAAAAUCAAGAACCCGAGAGCGGAAGGUUGACCCCCGAGCGCCGCGAGCCCACGUGAGCGCCGAUUUGGGACGAAAGGCGCUCGGCGUCCCGACUCUUUCCCGUCAAGCCGGCGACCGCGUGGCCUUUUCCUGACCUUGAAGACCGCUCGCGUUUGUCCGCUUCAUUUCUAAGAGAAGCGUUUGCGCCGGGCCCGCUGGGGCUUUUCCGUCAGGAUGCCGCGACUUUCUCAUCCAGGGAGAUAACAAGUGUGAUGUCACAACCAAGGAAAAUAAAGAUGAUGCAUCUUCAA